CCUAUAAUGAAUAUUAUACAAGAAAUGUUUUUUUCUCUCUUCAUUCUCACCGUAAGUCAGAAUGUAACUGCGAAAUCUAUUAUCGCGGGUUAUUCGCCUGGAAUAUGUAGCAUGCCAGUCAUUAAUGAAACAAAUUGUUUAAAUGAUGAACUUCUUCAGAAUGUUCUCUUGUCGAAUUCUAUCGAAUGUGCACGUACAUGUAGAACAGGAGAUUCAAAAACAUGUUAUUAUAAAUUUGUGAUUGAACGUUAUCCUGUUAAUGGCUACGCAUGCAAUCUAUGCAUACCGAACAUUACAAAUAGCUUAUGUGCCGAUUGCCAAUGCGUUCCUGGAGAUGGAACACAACGAAUGGCUUUAACUGUCAAUAGAAUGAUACCAGGUCCAAGUAUACAAGUUUGUCAAGGAGAUUAUGUUGUUGUUGAUGUUGUUAAUCUCUUAGCCUCAGAUUCAGUGACUAUUCAUUGGCAUGGUAUUUUCCAACAAGGUUCUCCUCAUUAUGAUGGUGUUCCACACUUGACACAAUGUCCGAUUUUGAUGCACGAUACGUUUAGGUAUCAAUUUUUUGCUAAUAACUAUGGUACUCAUAUGUGGCACGCUCACACUGCAGCACAGAAAUUAGAUGGUAUAUUUGGUAGUUUCAUUGUUCGAGAACCAAUCGAAAAUGAACUUUAUUCGAAUCUUUAUGACUUCGAUUUAGCAAAUCACAUAAUUAUUGCUAAUGACUGGUUCAAGGAAGAGUCUACAGCUCGAUUUCCAGGUCGUAGAGCUGGUGCGGUUCGACAGAUUGCUGAUUCAUUCUUAAUCAAUGGAAAAGGAAGAUUCAUAGAUUCCAGUGGUGUUACAACAAAUAUUCCUUUUGAAAUGAUUACUGUAGACGCUAAUCAACGUUACCGUUUCCGUUUCAUAAAUUCUUUUUGUACUUCUUGUGCUGCAGAAUUAAUCGUCGAAAAUCAUAAUCUUACCGUUAUUGCUUCUGAUGGUCAAUUUUUAAAACCUGAAGUAGUUGAUUCUAUAGUUUCUCUUGCUGGGGAAAGAUACGAUUUUAUCAUUAAUGCCGAUCGAGAACCUGGUGCAUAUUGGAUACAACUUCGUGGAUUAGAUGAAUGUAUUCAUAAUCGUGUGCAACAAUUAGCCAUUUUACAAUAUGAAGGAGCGUCAACUACAUUAUACACAGAUGAACCUACUCAUGAUAAUCCUCUUACUUCUGGAAUUGUAUUGGAUAUGGCAGCCAACAAUUGCAAUGUUUCAUUUCCAGAUCAAAUUUGUGGCAAUAAAUUAAAUCAUGCCUUACCAAUUGAUUCAGAUAUUUUAAAGAAAAAACCUGAUGUGAAAUUAUUUUUAACCAUAGGUUCAUAUAAUUAUAAACCAAAAGAACUUUUCACACCCAAUACGUAUAAGAGUUUUAUUGUUCCAUCACCAAAUAUUACAUCAAUCACUAUGUUGAACAAUAUAAUUUCAAUUUCUCCAUCUUCUCCACCACUUUCUCAAUUGCAAAAUAUUUCACCGGAUAUAAUUUGUAACGCUGAGAAUUUACCAUCUAACUGCAAUUCCAAAGCUCCGUGCAGUUGUAUUCACUUGAUUAAAAUCCCAUUAAAUUCUAUCGUGGAAAUUAUUAUGAUUGAUGGAUUUGAUACAAACAUUUUACGACAUCCCUUCCAUAUGCAUGGAUUCGUAUUUUAUGUUAUGGCCAUGGGUCAACCUUUGGGUCCAAUUACAAAGACGAAUAUUAAAAUGACAGAGGAAUAUUUCAAAGAACUUGACGAUAAUAAUCAAAUAGAAAGGAAUUUCGUUUCUCCUCCAGCAAAAGAUACCCUUCCAAUACCAAAUAAUGGAUACGCUAUACUUAGAUUCCGCGCGAACAAUCCAGGUUAUUGGUUGUUUCACUGUCAUCAAAUCUUCCAUGCUCUAACUGGUAUGGAAGUCACUUUACAAGUUGGAGAACCAUCUGACAUUCCAGAAACUCCGAAAAAUUUUCCAAGAUGCGGAAAUUUUAAACCGGCAAUAGAAUUUUAAGAUAGAAAUAGUUUAAAAAUGUUUAUUAAAAUUGCUGAUAAAAACAAUAUUUUAUAAAUAUAAAUAUAUAUCUAAAUAUAAAAAUAU
This is a messenger RNA of Apis laboriosa (Himalayan honeybee), 2100 nucleotides long. Its product is annotated as laccase-4-like. Gene Ontology annotation, biological process: iron ion transport. Gene Ontology annotation, molecular function: copper ion binding; oxidoreductase activity. Gene Ontology annotation, cellular component: plasma membrane. The transcript has 10 exons. The record is from RefSeq and is a predicted model, not a curated record. The coding region runs from base 7 to 2013 and encodes 668 amino acids. NCBI's taxonomy places the organism in Eukaryota, Metazoa, Arthropoda, Insecta, Hymenoptera, Apidae.